This is a messenger RNA of Sabethes cyaneus, 4153 nucleotides long. RefSeq names its product neurocalcin homolog (gene Nca). Gene Ontology annotation, molecular function: calcium ion binding. The transcript has 5 exons. The coding region runs from base 1009 to 1581 and encodes 190 amino acids. Lineage: Eukaryota; Metazoa; Arthropoda; Insecta; Diptera; Culicidae. The record is from RefSeq and is a predicted model, not a curated record.
UAAAGGCAAAAAGGAAAAAUAACUUUUCAGCAGCUCGUCGUUCUCGUCGUCGUCGUGGUCGCGUUUUUCCACACACAACCGUGCGUGUUCUUUGGCAGGGCUCCGUUUUUCUUUGCGCCUACAACAAACCAGUUCCGAUUCAAGAGAAAUCCGCAGACCGUGCGUUUCCUAUAGGAAAGUCGAUUGAAAACAUUAUUGCGAACUAGUUUGACCUGUGGUCUAGCUCCGAACUUCUUGUUUCGCGUCUAUUGGUUGUCAAUUUCGAGUGCGUGAGUGUAUCCUCGAUAAAAAGGCAAGAUUUAUAAUCCGUAUCCUUGUGCUGGUUGCUGACCAUCGUGACCAUCGUAAAGUGAAAAGUUUUUUCUAACAAACAUUUCACAACUCAGUCAAAAAAGUGAAAACGACGCAAAGUGAAUGAAGUGAGCGCUAGCAAAAAUUUGCAAAAACAUUUUUGCCAGGCACCUUUCACGGGUUCCUUACAGAUUCCAGUCGCUGUGUGAGGUGUUUUGGGUGUAAAAGAAAGUGAAACAGAGCAGAAAUAGUUCCAAUUGGAUCUCGGCUGUAGGGUCGUGCUGUUUGUAGCCUCUAUCUGAUCACCAGCGUCUUCCUGUGCAGCCGGCAACCGGACAGACGGAAAGUGUGGCGAAGAUAGCUGUUAAACGCAACCUGCACUGGAAGCUGAUUGAUCGGCCGGUCGGUGGAAGGGGUGAAUGGGGAUCUGCACACUUUAAUUAAGAUAUUCUAAAGGCAGACGGUUCCCGGGUGGAAACCGCAAACAAGUGACGUGGAUCACCGUCAGUAUCCUUCGCUUACAGUCCGAGUGCUCUGUUCAGAGCUAAUUCUUCUCCAGUGCUAGAACUAUCAUUACGAGUGGCAGAAAAAGGAUACAUACACACGUUCUCGAGGAACGUACCUAGAUUAAGUCAUCCUCUCUAGCGUGUAGUUUCUGUGAGGUAGUCAAAAGUUUUAGUGCAACCAUAAAAUACAGAGCAAUCCUUGUCUAUCACAAUGGGAAAGCAAAACAGCAAACUAAAGCCAGAGGUGUUGGAAGACCUGAAGCAGAACACAGAAUUUUCAGACGCAGAGAUACAAGAAUGGUACAAAGGUUUCCUGAAAGACUGCCCCAGUGGCCACUUAUCGGUGGAGGAAUUCAAGAAGAUUUACGGCAACUUUUUCCCCUACGGAGACGCAAGUAAGUUCGCAGAGCACGUAUUCAGGACCUUCGACGCUAACGGUGACGGUACAAUUGAUUUUCGGGAAUUCCUUUGUGCUCUGAGUGUCACAUCCCGGGGAAAACUGGAACAGAAGUUAAAAUGGGCCUUCUCGAUGUAUGAUCUAGACGGAAACGGUUACAUUUCUCGGCAAGAAAUGCUUGAAAUUGUUACUGCAAUCUACAAAAUGGUUGGAUCGGUAAUGAAAAUGCCGGAAGACGAAAGCACACCUGAGAAGCGGACGGACAAAAUCUUCCGUCAGAUGGAUCGCAACAAAGACGGUAAAUUGAGCCUAGAAGAGUUCAUUGAAGGCGCGAAAAGUGAUCCCUCGAUCGUACGGCUGUUGCAAUGUGAUCCGCAGGCGCAGUGAGCAAUUCCAUACACACACCUUCUCCAUCUUUGUAGUAAUCGACGGCGGCGCUGGGCGCACCAGCACUGGCGCCGGCGUCGAUUAUCUACCACUGCUACUGCUAAUACUACUUCUACUUUAACUACUAUUAAAAUUGAUGAGGAUGAAAAUUGGCUAGCAAUCACAGCUGCUGAAGAUGCGAGUUCAAACAGCGAAAAAUGCCACCGCGUAUGCAAAAAACAACAACAAAAACAAACUCUGCAACACGCUAAUAGUAACUCCGAUAACAUUAAAUCUAAUAAUUAUAAAAUUUUACUAUUAUAUAACAAUAUUUAUUACAAAUCACAGUUUAUAAUUUACAAAUUGAGAAAAAGAUUAAAAAUAUUAAAACACUUACAAUUAAGUCUCACAAAAGUUUAAACACAAAACAAGUAAAUAAACUUAACUUAAGAAAUCGUUGAAUCAGCUGCAGAUUUUUUUAGAUACAUAUAUAAAUAGUUGAGCGAGUUUAAAUGUAAAUAUAUUUUAAAUUGAUAUUUCUUUUCAUCGCUUUUUUGUGGACGAUUUACCCCGUUCCACAGUCAUCUGUAUCAUCGAUGAAGGGCCACCAUGCGCAAAUCGACUAGCUCUAGAUUGCAUCAUAUCGAAUACCGAAUCGCCCUCUCUUUCAGUGAUUCACCAGCUGUCUUCGAGCAAAACAAACUAAAUGUACCGAUCGCGCGGCUUUGUCCCUUGGUCCUCUAACUCUCUCCAUCCUGCUGCUGUUCGUCCUCGUUUCAUCAUUAGUAAAAUUCAAAAACGUUUAGGCUCAUCCUUGGGGUCUUUAUUUAUGCAUAGAGUUAAAUCACGUUUAAGAUCUAGCUGCUGUUGACCUCCUGUAAACCUCCCUUAUAUAUAAAAGUAAUUAAAAGAAAACUACGUCUUUUCCCCUGUAUUGGAUUUUUAGGAUUGUUGAAAAUAGUGUGAUACUACCCUCUAGCUAUACUAAACCUUUGUAUUCAGUCGAAAGGAAUAUCAAUGCAAAAUAUUGAAUGAAAAGCCUUCCGGCAACAUGCGCUUGAAAAAUAUCAAUGAAGAAGAAUAUUCUUAGCGCCGGAAUACUCUGGAGCCUUGUUUAAGUAGGAAAAGGAGUAUUUUUCAAUCGUUUCAACUUCGAUUCGAAAAUACUGCCCUAUCCGUUGUGCCAUUUUACCAAAUAAGGCUAUAGAGGCAUGUUUCACGAACACAUCUCACAUCUGAAUGGCUGUCGAACUGCCAAAAGUUGUUAAAAGCAAGAAGGUAGCGUUUGUGGAACAUGAAACCCCCUCGUGCGCUAGAAUGUUGCCGGAGAAGCUCUUGUCCGCCCAUAAUCGCUUGCUGGUGACCACCAUCAUCAUCACCGCCACCACCACAACAACAACACUUGCAACCAUAAAACAAGAGAACGGAAUUUUAAAAAAAGAUUAAUUCGGGGCCUAAUCAAUUGUGAAUACGAAUACAGCAUACAAGACAAAACACACAAACGAACAAACAAAAAGUAGAAUUUUUCGCUGCCUCCGCGAAUUCACAUUAGCACAUCUGCCUAAUCGAUUGCAACUGCAAGUUUAAAACUAAAACCAAUCCAAUAGUUAUACAUAAUGUGAAAAACUUGCUCGCUUACAAACCUGCGAGCAAAGGACGGAAUUGAGAGACAAACAAAUCAAGUAGAAACAAACUUCCUGUUAUCGAUCGAAACAUGUGUCGUUGAGGGAAACAGUGAAAUAUAAUGGAGAAGACAAAAAAAGAUCUACAAAACCAAACAUACAUAGCAUUAUGGUUGUCCAAGCAGGGAAGGUUGAAAUUGUUAACUUGACAUUUAGUGAGUGUACUAAAACGGAUUAAUUGAAUUAAACAAAUCGGAAGAAAUUGUAAACCGAAAACUACGGUAGAAUUAAAAUUCCCUCAAAGUAUUGAUCCCAUUUUAUAUGUGUAAUACGGUUCUUAAGUGUUUUGACUCCACUCCCAGUUAUUUAUUAUAUUAGAUAUUAUUUUAGUCGUCUUUCGAAGCCUUAGCUCCGGCUACUAUUCUUCAGAGUCAAGUUAUGUAUAAACUGACCACCGCUAACCGCUAAGUUGUGACACGAUUUUUCACCCACUAACUUUUAUCGUAUCUAUUUUUCUAACGUAAUUACUCUAGCUGACUCAACUUCCUUUCUGUUUGAUAAACUAGGUUAUGUUAAAGACAUGUGUGAAGUUUUCCUUCGUACACAGGUCUGACACUGUUGACUUGCUAGUCUGACGUGACAUUUCGUACGUAUAACUCGCACUUGGAAUGAUUAAACCAGCAAAUCUCAACCAGUGUCAGACCGAAUAUGCUAAUUGAAGUUUUGUACAGUUUUUUGAAUAAAAUUUUUGUUCCCCACAUUUUUUUACUCUACGUUAGGUUGUGUUUUAAUUUUGUUUCAAAAUUUGAAAGAAAAUUCAAAGUGCUUUCCUCGUUCCUCCAUUGGAACUAGCGUGCUAAAACACAAAUGUAACACUCUAUCUGAAUUCCGUUGUUUUUUUCUAAACUUGUUCUUGCUUCAAGUGAAGUCAAUCAGGACGCGUCAUUCAACUUGUUAAAUAAACUAUUUUU